CAGUCAAGCGUUUGUUGGUGAAAACAUUAGUCUCCGUCUGGGCUGGAGAAUAAAGAAUAUAUAUUUUUCUCCACAUAAAUCUCGCCAGACAAACAAUAAUCUCCGAUUCAGUUCAUAACUGAGUCUUUCACGCUGCACGCUAUGGACCAGGACUAUGAGUGUCGGCUGCUCAGGCAGAUCAACAUCCAGAACGAGAAUGCCAGCCCUAUUAAGGCCAUAGAUGCAAUGCGAGCGCUGACACCCACCAACUCCCCUCUGUCGUCACCAAGCAAACAUGGCGACCGCUUCAUCCCCUCCCGCGCCGGCGCCAACUGGAGCGUCAACUUCCACCGCAUCAACGAGAAUGAGAAGUCCCACAAUCAGAACAGGAAGACAAAGGAUGGCACAACAGACACUAGCAAAGCAGACGGCCUGGCGUACUCUGCCCUGCUAAAGAACGAGCUGCUGGGGGCAGGCAUAGAGAAGGUCCAGGACCCCCAGUCAGAGGAUCGCCGCCUCCAGCCCUCCACCCCUGCCAAGAGGAGCCUCUUUARUUAUUCUGUCUGUGCCAAACGGUCUCUCCCUGAGGAUGRCAACACGGUCUCUCCAUACUCCCUGUCUCCUGUUAGCAGCAACAGUCAGAAGCUGUUACGGUCGCCUAGGAAACCCACACGUAAGAUCUCUAAGAUCCCCUUCAAGGUGCUGGAUGCUCCGGAGCUGCAGGAUGACUUCUACCUCAACCUGGUGGACUGGUCCUCCCUCAACGUCCUCAGUGUCGGCCUGGGAACCUGUGUCUACCUGUGGAGCGCCUGCACCAGCCAGGUGACGCGUCUGUGUGACCUGUCAGUGGAGGGGGACUCUGUCACGUCAGUGGGCUGGUCAGAGAGGGGGAACCUGGUAGCAGUGGGGACUCAUAAGGGCUAUGUACAGAUCUGGGAUGCGGCAGCAGGGAAGAAGCUGUCUGUMYUGGAGGGACACACAGCCAGAGUGGGUGCGUUGGCGUGGAAUGCCGACCAGUUAUCGUCGGGCAGUCGUGAUAGGGUGAUCCUGCAGAGGGACAUCCGAGCCCCACCCCUCCAGUCAGAACGCCGUCUCCAGGGACACAGACAGGAAGUCUGCGGCCUCAAGUGGAGCACAGACCAUCAGCUGCUGGCCUCAGGGGGUAACGACAACAAGCUACUGGUAUGGAACCACUCCAGUGUUCUCCCGGUGCAGCAGUACACAGAGCACCUGGCUGCGGUGAAGGCCAUCGCUUGGUCCCCUCAUCAGCACGGCCUGCUGGCAUCUGGAGGGGGCACAGCCGACCGCUGUAUCCGCUUCUGGAACACCUUGACGGGCCAGCCCCUGCAGUGCACCGACACCGGAUCCCAGGUGUGCAACCUGGCCUGGUCUAAACACACCAAUGAACUGGUGAGCACACACGGUUACUCCCAGAACCAGAUCUUGGUGUGGAAGUACCCCUCCCUCACACAGGUGGCGAAACUCACAGGYCACUCCUACAGAGUGCUCUACCUGGCCAUGUCCCCUGACGGAGAGGCCAUCGUGACAGGCGCCGGAGACGAGACCCUGCGCUUCUGGAACGUCUUCAGCAAGAUGAGGUCCACCAAGGAGUCUGUAUCUGUUCUGAACCUGUUUACCAGGAUCCGGUAGCCAGAGGGAUGCUGGUGUCCAACAAGGGAACAUGGGGGUGAACCAGCCCACUGGAUUUCAUUCUGAAAAACAACUCCCCUUCUCUGCCCCCUUAUGUCCUCCUAGGCCUCUGGUAGCCUAUGGCCCUUUCAAAUACCCAAGGCCAGGUCGUGAAGCCGAUAGAUGGGAGUCAAUAUUCCAGUGGAAUAAAUCCUAUCCUCACAACACCCAUCACAAUCAGUGUGACAUUACAAGGCCACACCCCCAUAUAGUACCAUUGGUGAUUUUCCCUGGAAGAGGAGGAUUCUGGGAUGUUAUCUUCCCCAAGUGAUUCUGUUUUGUUUACAGACAGACUGUGCAUACUUGCCAAAUAUGAAGUUUGUCCUUUUUUUUUGAAUGUUUUAUUUAUUGUUAAUCACGUAACGUCGCCAGUGUGCUUCAGCAGACUUUGUUUUGUUUUCUGUGUGAGUGAAUGUUGCGUGUCGGACUCUUCARCGAAGAGCCUGAAGCUUUUGUUUGUUUGUGCCUUAAAGGGAUAGUUUACAUCUAAAAUGAAAGUAUGUCAAAUGUUUUUUUUGCCUCACGAGGUAUGAAAAUGUGUGACAUGCUUUGACUUCAGGGUGAGCUGUCCUGUACCUAUUUGUGAACUAUAGAUUUUUUUUAGAUUUUUUUUUUUUACAUGUUGUAGACCAUUCUAAUUUAUUCACCCGGUAAAAAAAAAAGUUUUAAGUUAAUUGUGUGAUGUGUGUCAAUAAUGGUGAAAAUCUUACAUUUUUUAAUUAGAAAACAAAUCUGCAGUKGUCAUUUUGAAAUUUGAGCAGUGGCCAAAAACUAACUACAUAAAAUCACUUACAGUUUUUCUGUAAAUUGUGUUGUUUUGCCAGUUAAUUGUMUUUUUUUAAUUUUUAACCAAAGUAUCAGUACUCAGUAAUCACUUGCAUGGAUAUAUGUAGGUUAACCUACAUUUACAGAGACAAAUUACAAUUUUUGGUGUCUUUUGUUCUAAGAAAAUGUCAUUGCACUCAGUCUAACGAACAAGUAGUAUUUGGGAACGUAGGUAAAAAAAAACUAGGCAUAAACUUUGGAAUUUAUACUUAUACCGGAUAAAAUAUUUAAAAAAUAUUUUUUCCCCUGGGUAUAGCAGUAACUGAAAUGCGCUGUAAAGAAAAAGGAAAAACAUUMAUGGUCUCUUAAAAGGCCUUGAUGGUUGCAUUGUGCUAUGUGUGUCUGUCUGCGGUAUAAAGAUAUUUAAUCCAGGGCACUUAUUUUUUCUCAGCAUUUCUUUGUUUGAUUCUUGUAGUGGUACCUUUUUUUUCAUUUUCUCAGUUUGGAUGUGGCUUUUGAGUGACCUUUUGUGCCAUCUUUGAAUGAGUGCUAUUUAUUUGAGCUGUGUAAAAGUGUCCAGUACACACACGGCAUGUGUGUAUUAUUCUGAGAGUUGAUUAUUAUCUGAUAGUUGAAAGAUGGACCGCUGACUUGUACAGUGUAUAUACUAGCUCCAGUCCUAGCUAAGCGUUUGUACUUAUUAUUUUAUGCCACAGAAACAAAACAAAGAAUGCUGCCAAAUUGAAAUGCAUAAAGAAUGUUAUGAAGAUCAAAAAAUAUUUCUGUACUGAGAAAAAAAUAAAGUGAUCACAUCACUAUU
Messenger RNA from Salvelinus sp. IW2-2015, 3253 nucleotides. Its product is annotated as fizzy-related protein homolog. Gene Ontology annotation, molecular function: ubiquitin ligase activator activity; anaphase-promoting complex binding; protein binding. NCBI's taxonomy places the organism in Eukaryota, Metazoa, Chordata, Actinopteri, Salmoniformes, Salmonidae. Gene Ontology annotation, biological process: positive regulation of anaphase-promoting complex-dependent catabolic process; anaphase-promoting complex-dependent catabolic process; positive regulation of ubiquitin protein ligase activity. Gene Ontology annotation, cellular component: anaphase-promoting complex. The record is from RefSeq and is a predicted model, not a curated record.